Messenger RNA from Oldenlandia corymbosa var. corymbosa, 3035 nucleotides. NCBI's taxonomy places the organism in Eukaryota, Viridiplantae, Streptophyta, Magnoliopsida, Gentianales, Rubiaceae. The record is from the annotation of a GenBank genome assembly.
GACAAAUUUGCUCUUUUGGCAGUUUCGUUAUUUGUAGAGUUGUAAGAACUGGAAAACUGGGUCUUAUAGCUAUUUAUAAAGGCGGGAAUACGGUGGCGGCAAUGUUAUCCUUGUGCAGCUCAAGAUAAAUUGAAGAUUUUAGGUGUCAAUGGAUUUUGACCUUUUUGAUGAUAUGCCCCAAACAGUUAGGGCUGGUGGCAAGUUUCAACCUAAAGCUAAGCCACGACCCUUUGCGAAGAAGAAGAAUGUAGUAGGUGCCACUCAGCCCGUUUCGGCUGUUGAUAUUGUAAAUUGUACUGGAGGUUUUGAAGCAGGAGUUGUGGAUGGUUUUUUGUCUGCUGGUAAAACUGAUAACUGGCAUUCUUGCGUCGAAAAUCCCAUUGGAGAGAAUGCAGACAUAUUUAUUGGUCUGGAAUCACUUGAUGAUGAUAUCCUUCCUAGGAAAUCGACUAUUUUGGGUAACCCCGUUCCUUCUGAAGAACCAAUUGUUUAUGUUUCUGACAGCACUGGUGCUGAACAUGAUAGACUCGCACUUCCCCUUGAUUAUUCGGUUGAUAUUUCUGCCAGCGUUUCUAAAAUUCGCACCAGCUCCUCUCUUUCCGAUAUGCCAGCAUCUCAAGAUCCAUUCACCCGUGCGGAUCCUAUUGUUACCACCAACCGCCACCUUACAGAUAAUCAAAACUUGGACAUUGAGGCCUAUCCAUGCUUGGAAAACCUAGAUAUGUCAGAGUUCACAUCCAGCUUUGGUCACCGGACUGGAAAAAUGCAACCAAUCUUAAAGAGGCAGGCAAAUAGAUCGAGGAAUGAUACUGACAUUCAUGAUCAGGAUGUAGCUGAGCCUUUUAAUCAUGAUGGGAAUACCCCAUGGUCAGGUCCUGCUUUUACCAACGAUAAUGUCAUUGAACUUUCAUCCAUACGACUAUGUAAAUCUGCUCCUUCACAAUCCACAUCUGAAGUUCUAGAAGAUGAAGUAUGCACGGAUUUUAGGGGGUUUUCCCAUCAAGGUAGUGUUAUUUCAGGAGAAAACUUAGAGGCGGGUCACGAAUUACUUGGAGAACUCGCUUCACCUAGGGCAAAUGCUGAAAAUGAUGAAGUUCACGUGGCAUCAGAAUGUUCAGUACAGCAUCAGGCCUCGAAAUCCAAUGAGACAAUAGUGGCUUGUAGAGUACUUAGAGAACGGAGAAGGCCACUAAAUGGUCACAAACUCAUGGAUGAUUCUGAGGGUGAGGAGGGUCUUGAAAGUGCAGAUCUCCCAGCCGAAUCGCUUUAUAAUCCUAUUGUCAAUGAGGGUGAUAUGACCAACGAGGAAAUUCGAUUGGAUGAUAAACCCCAAAAGCGAAAAUCACCAGACAAGAGGUUUGAGACUGAGAAAGAGAAACCAGUUAGGAAGAGGCGGAAGAAUAAUACUAAAUCAUUAGACGCAGCUAAACCAGGUCCUAAGAGAUUUCCUCACUCUAGUCAGAGGAGAAAAGUUGACAAAGCCUUACUGGAAAUUCCUCAAGACGAAAUAGACAUCCGGAAGGUGAUUUUUAAGGAUGCAAUUAGGCUUAUGGAGCACAAUGAGAGGGUGAAAAAAAAGGAGGCAAAGUCAUUGAAAGAACAGCUUCAGAAUCAGCGGAAUGCUAAUCACACCGUGAAUGACGACGAAGAUGAACCUUUUGGUGAUGUAAGCUAUGAUGAAGAAAGACUUAGGGAUGAAGGUACCUCCAUCAACUAUCAGAGUUUCAUGCACAAAACUCCAAGAUCAAGAUGGUCGAAGCAGGACACAGAAGUAUUCUAUCAGGCUUUGCAGCUGUUCCACACUGAUUUUUCAUGUAUCCAAAGGUGUUAUUUUCGUGACAAGACACCUCGGCAGAUUUUAUCGAAGUACAAGAAAGAACACCAACAGAAUCCUUCACGGAUUCGUGAAGCUCUUAUGAAUCCCGCCAAAGAAAUAGAGAUUUUGAAACAAGUUGCGGCCAAGAUCCAAGAAAUCUGCAGAGCUAAUUCAGCCAGCUUGACAGAAGAGGAAGAUGAAGAGAACCCUGAUGCUGAUGUAAACAUGAAUGAGGAAUCAAAGUCUGAGGAGAUUGAUGAAACAGCAAAGUCUGAGGAGAUCGAUGAAGCCAUUGCUGACGGAACUAUGAGAGCAGAUGUUGAAGAGACUCACGGCUCUACUUUAGAUCUCCAAGAUAGUGACAAUGAUGAUGAUGAUGAUGAUCUCUCCCGAUGGAGCCAAUAUAAGAGUGAUCUCUAAAUGUGAUGGCCAAGUCGGACUUUGUUUUUUUUUGGUGAAGAACUGUAAACUUUGCAUUAGCUCAAAAUAUGGAGUUUGGAGUACAAGCUUCCUACCAAAAAUUGCGCUAUUUACAUCAAAUGUACACUCUAAAACACAUUCUUUCCAUUACGGGAAAAGAUUGUCAAAAAUACUUUGCUCCACUGUUGAGAUUUUCCUGCUGUAGCACAUCUGUACCCUGAUCUUCACCUGCUUCUGGAUUUCUUGGAAUAUGCUGUCCACACUUCUGCUUUGGGUUUUGAAAAUCCUGGAGUUCCUCCCCUCCCAAAUGCUAUAGAUUCCUGUGCCACAACUACAGAAUACAGAUUCCUCUUUUUCAUGUUGGUUGAUUUCCACAUGUAUAGAAUCUCCUUGUGCCAACUACACCUCUGCACUGAAAGUCUUCUGAUACCUAGCCAGCUUUUGAUUUUGUUGAGCAGUUCACUAGAAAACUUGCAGCUGAAAAACAGGUACUCAAGUGACUAUGCCUGAUCCCCACAUAAACAACAUACUGGAUCCUGUACAGGGAUAUUUAGGUGGCUUAGCCAGUCCUUGGUCCAUACUCUGCCUUUCCAGACCAGCCAAGCAAUGAAAGCAUGCUUAGGGAUGUUCAUUCUAGACCAAAUAACAGGAGCAGCAGACAUUUUUUCCCCUACCCCCUGAAGCCAUUUAUACCCAGAAUUGAUGUAAUACACUCCAUUCUUGUUGUGUUUCCAUUUACUCAAAUCAAACUCUUCUUUGGUCUUAUCUCUCAGUUUGAGAAUCUGCUUCCAGGACCAGC